CAAGAAGCAUUCAUUUCAUAAAAGCUUCAUAAAUUAAUUCCCUGCAAAUUACCCAAAAAUGAAGACAUCCAUUUUCUUCAUUGUUACCAUUUUCUUGUUGGGAGUCAUUCUCAAGGCUGCCAUGGCUGAUCCAACUGAUGGCUUCACUCAGGUUCCUAUUAGCCAAUCCAACUUCCAAGUGCAAUAUCCUUACGAUGUGUCCCAAUCUGACCGUUAUUCUUUCGUUAACGGAGUCCAUAAAUUCUGGGUUUAUUCCACUGACAAACCCUUUAGCCCUAGCAGUACCACCAAGCCUCGUACUGAAAUUCGUAUCACUGGUUACGAUUACAGUUCGGGAACAUGGCAAUUCGAAGGGAACAUGUACAUUCCGUCAGGGACUAGUGGCGUUAGCGUAAUGCAAGUGUUCGGAGGAAGCUCCGCGGCCACGACCGCGAUGCUUCGAGUCUACAACCCUAACCUCACCUACUACAGAAGCCCCGUCAUAAUUUCCAAUGUCUACGGCACAUGGUACCGGGUCAACGUCAUCCACAACGCCGACGCCGGAAGAGUCCAGGUCUACAUUAACGGAGUCUUCAAGUAUGAGACCGGAGAUAACGGUGACGCUAACCAUUAUUUCAAGUUCGGAGUUUACACACAGGACAGCCCUUCUAAUUACAUGGAGUCCCGUUGGUCCGGAAUCAAAGUUUUCAGGAAGUAAUAGUACGUAGUUAGUACUUGAUCGAGGAUUCCUCAUGGUGGUUUCACUUGUGGAAUAUCCAAGUAAUAGUAUUAAAUAAAAGUAUUCUCUAAUAAGACUUGUUGUCAAUGACAUUAAUAUGAAUGAAUAAAAUAAAAGGAGAGUUUUAUGUUUAUUUUGCGUUGUUUUUAUUACAAUUCGUAAACAGAGUGUGACUCAUCAUUUUCGUUCUCCAUUUACAACACACCAUGUAUGCACUAUGAAAAC
Messenger RNA from Oldenlandia corymbosa var. corymbosa, 943 nucleotides. Lineage: Eukaryota; Viridiplantae; Streptophyta; Magnoliopsida; Gentianales; Rubiaceae. The record is from the annotation of a GenBank genome assembly.